Messenger RNA from Eufriesea mexicana, 2688 nucleotides. RefSeq names its product glutamine-rich protein 2. The record is from RefSeq and is a predicted model, not a curated record. The transcript has 15 exons. Bases 1 to 2688 code for a protein of 895 amino acids. Lineage: Eukaryota; Metazoa; Arthropoda; Insecta; Hymenoptera; Apidae.
AUGUCGGUAAAAGCGGCAAAACCAUCUGCACGUACAGCGGUACCUACAUCGCCUCCAGCUGAUAAAGAUGUAGCCAGUUUGCAGGUUUCUUUACCUCAAAUGUUGGAUCUUGCAUUGGGAACUCCGGAAGUUGGAGCGGUAAAUUUAAAUAUCCUCCACAAUUUUCUUCAUAUUUUAUUACAUCAAAUAAAUCUACGAUCAACUAAAGUCGAGUAUCGCGGUGACGAUGCUAAUCGAAUUAAGACGAUGGUAGGUUCGCUGAAAGCAGGACCCUCUCUUUACCUACAGGAAUAUAAUAUCAUCGAUGCCUCCAGUAACGUGAAAGAACGAGUACGUAGUAGUGACGCUAUAAAUGUGAAAGUAGAUGUAUUAAUGGAAGAAUCUAUAGUGAAAGAUUCCAAAGAAUUAAUUGAAUCUGUGAGUGCUCCAGUUACACAACGCGAAAAGUCUAAGGAAGAGCAAGUUACGCCAUAUGCACAACCAACCGAGGGAGAGGAUCUGAAAAAAACAAAAGGUGUAAGGCAAGAAAUUAGCUCUGGGUCAAAAGGCGAAUGUGAAACUGUCAUUCUUGUUGAACCUAUUAUCGAUGGAGCAACUCCUACUGCAUUGGCUUUUAAACAACUCGAGCAAAACGUAAACGAGCUUCAACAACGAUUUCAAGCACUGGAAGACUUAUCAACGACUCCAGAACUUAUCGAGCGAUUGAAAGGUAAAAUCACUGACCCUGUUACCGACGUAUGGCAAAUUAUCAACAUUACCAAAAGAUUGGACGCUAGUGAGCAAGGUAUUGAUAAGUUGACGAAAAUGGUACAGGAUGUGAUCAAGGGUGACACAGUAGGAGAAGCAUCAAAUCUCGAGGAAAGGAUAGCGAAUAUAGAAUAUUCUUUAAGCAAUUUGGAUCAAGUCGUUAAGAAUUUACAAAUAAUUGCCAAAAUGGACGAAGACGAAGGUGCAGAGGCUGUCAUCACUGAAAUUGGUGAAGAAAAAGAACAACCUGAAUCUGAACAACCUGUACAACGAAUUUCAUUAAGCCAGCUUUUAGGCGGUAUAGAUAUUAAAGGAAUGCACAAAGACGUGACAACCUUGCAAACGGAAAUUUCCCAGAUAAAAGCCGAAUUAAAGGAUAUGAAUGAGAAAAUUACUACAACGGAAGCAGAAAAAGUGGAAGCCCAAGAAAAAGCAGCAGUGAUAGAAAAACCGAAACAUCUGACUGAAACAACACAGGAAGACGUGGAAACGAAACAUACCGAAGAAACGGAAGAAGCAGUGAAGCCUGUAGAAAAAGCAGUGACGUCGAGUAAAGAAAUUCGCACAGGAUCACCGAAGAAACCUGCGGAGAGCAAACAGACGGAAGAAGUAUUGGAUUCAGGGGGAUUGCAAGUCUUAAAGGAGCGAAUUUCUAAAUUGGAGAAAGAUGUAUCGUGCUUGUACGAAAAAGUGGAGAGUGCGCCAAUGGCUGGUGUCGUGGGAGCUGCUGACGUCGAAGACCUAGUUUCCAAAAUUAACGAAAUACAAUCCGAUAUGGAGAAAAUGAAUCAAACUGCCGAUCGUCUGAUCGAUGAUCGAGAAAAUCGGGAAAUGCAUCUUAAUGCACUAUUGGAACAAGUAGAACUUCUGAAAACCAUCAAAGCUGACAGAGAGGAUCUCGAAGACGCGCUUGCAGAUAAAGCUGAUGCUCAGGCGAUACAUAGGAAGGUUUCUUAUGACCAAUUCGACGCAGCCUGCGAUGAUCUUGCUCAAGGCCUUGAAGACGCAAUUAAUAAAUUAGGACAUCAAGAAAUGAUCUGGCAGCAAGCUUUAGAUGAAGUACAGAAGGAGAUCGAAGGGAAAGUUGACAAAAUGGAAAUGUCUCCGCUGAAGGAUUUCGUUAAUAACAGACUGAAGACACUUCAAGAUAAAUUGAAGAAGGUAGCAGAGGCUAGACAAGAAAUCGAAGCAGCUGGGACCAAGAAGUUGCUCAGAGAUGUUCAAUGCAUAUCUUGCGAUAAAGAUGUGGUCAUGAGAAUGGAUGGGGGCCAUAAAUUCAAGGUGGAGACAUUACCAUGCACCGUGAGCAUGAAGCCGUACCUAACCUAUGAAUUGGAUCAGGUUAGAAAACAACACAGGAGGUUACCUCAUAGUAGAAAUAUGAUUCAAUUUGAGGCAGCCGUGCAGGAGGAGGCAAGAAAGCAAAAGAGCGCAAGAACGGAUACACUUGUGAAGACUCCUAGAGAUCAUCUCUGCAAUCGAUACUGUGGUGGAAGUCACACGAUUACGACUCCUCAGCAGAGGGUAAUGCGAGUGGGUCAUUUCCUCACUCAGUGGGGACCGGAAAUAGUUCAGCUGACGGAAGGGAUGAUAAAGGGAACGGACGGUAAGAUGUAUAAAAGCCGACGAAUGCCAGAUAAAAUCGAUGUCUGCGGGCCUGCAUAUUGCGACGAACGUGACGACCUUCGAUCAACGGACAGACAAUCGAUAUCCUCUGUACCGUCGCGAAAUACCGUGAAGCAAGCUUCCAGUAAUUCGAGGAAACGGAUUGUAAAAAGGCAUUCACGAGAGAUAAACAAAGAAAUAAUAGAAGAGUUUGUAGAAACACCAGUAACAGAAACCGAAGACCAGGAGUCAGUUGGUGUGCCCAUCGAUACAGCAGGACCUGGAGAUCGUGUUGUUCGAUACAGAGAAGAAGAAGAAAUGGGAGAACCAGAUUAA